Messenger RNA from Molossus molossus (Pallas's mastiff bat), 5889 nucleotides. RefSeq names its product pregnancy zone protein-like. Gene Ontology annotation, cellular component: extracellular region. Gene Ontology annotation, molecular function: endopeptidase inhibitor activity. The record is from RefSeq and is a predicted model, not a curated record. Lineage: Eukaryota; Metazoa; Chordata; Mammalia; Chiroptera; Molossidae.
AUGAGAAGCCAACUGCCCUAUCUAGUCUUGAUUCUGCUUUUCCUGCUCCUUCCCAGAGAUGCUUCAGCUACUUCAAAACCGCAGUACCUGGUGGUGAUCCCAAAACAGCCAUACAGUGGGGUUCCUGAGAAGGCCUGUGUCAUGCUUAGUCACCUAAAUGAGACAGUAACACUUAAUGUAAUUCUGGAAUAUGAAAAGUACAGCAAGGCCCUCCUUACGGACCUGGUGACAGAGAAGGACUCUUUCUACUGCAGCCCCUUAAUUAUUCCAGAGUUGCCAUCUUCCUCAGCACUUAUUACUGUGCAGGUGAAAGGGCCAACCCAGGAGUUCAUAACGAGGAAGACAAUACACUUAUUAAAAGCAGAGAGUCUCGUCUUUGUCCAGACAGACAAACCCAUCUACAAACCAGGACAAACAGUGAGAUUCCGAAUUGUCUCUGUGGAUGUCAGUUUUCACCCUUUGAAUGAAACGUUUCCAGUGGUUUAUAUUGAGAAUCCCAAGAGGAACCGAAUUUUCCAAUGGGAAAGACUCACAUUACAAGGGGGACUCAACCAGCUCUCUUUCCCACUCUCAGUGGAUCCCACUCUGGGUCACUACAAGGUCAUAGUGCAGAAGGAGUCAGGGAAAAAAAUAGAGCACUCCUUUGAAGUGAAAGAAUAUGUUUUGCCCGAAUUUGAGGUCCAGUUGAAAAUGCCCAGGACUAUUAGUAUUCUAGAAGAAACAUUUGAGGUAUCUGCAUGUGGCAUAUACACAUAUGGAAAGCCUGUCCCUGGUCUGGUGACAAUUAAUGUAUGCAGAAAAUAUUUACAAAAUGUUAACAUCUGUAAUAAAAGAUAUUCAGAACAUUUCUGUGAAGAAUUCAGUCAACAGGCAGACAAUAAAGGCUGUUUCACACAACUCGUAAAGACUAAGUUAUUUCAGCUGAGUCGAAGAGGAUAUGACAUGAGAUUAAAUGUGGAAGCCAAAGUCAGAGAGGAGGGAACAGGGGUGGAGUUAACUGGGCAUGGAUCAUGUGAAAUUACAAGUACCUUAAGCAAAUUGAAAUUUACAAAAAUUGAUUCAUAUUAUAGACCUGGGCUCCCUUUAUUUGGGCAGGUUCUUCUAGUUGAUGAGAAGAAUCAGCCAAUCGCCAAUGAAACUCUCCUUGUCACUUUGGAUAUAAAUAGACGUUUCCACUUUACUACUGAUGAGCACGGUUUGGCAAACAUUUCCAUUGAUACCACCAGCUUCACAUCAGCUGUAAUUAUGGUUAUGGUCAUGUACAAACAACCUAGCAACUGUUUCGAUCCAUGGUGGCUUGAAGAAACUCAUCUGCAAGCAGAGCAUGCUGUAAAGCAAGUUUUCUCCCCAAGCAACAGUUAUGUUCACCUUGAACUUGUUGCUGAUACCAUAGCCUGUGGGAAAACCCAAGAGAUCCGAGCAUACUACAUCCUGAAUGGACAGAUUCUGAAAGACGAAAAAGAGUUAACUUUCUAUUACUUGAUUAUAGCAAGAGGAAGCAUCUCCCGAUCAGGAAUCCAUGUGUUGUCCAUUGAACAAGGGGACAUGAAGGGGGUAUUUUCCUUCUCCUUUCAAGUGGAAUCAGACAUUGCUCCUACUGCCCAGUUGCUUCUUUAUACUAUUUUACCUAAUGGAGAAAUUGUUGCAGAUAUACAGAAACUCCAGAUUGAAAAAUGUUUUGCAAAUAAGGUAAAUUUGAGAUUCUCCUCAGCCAAGAGCCUGCCAGCCUCAGACAUCAACCUGAAGAUCACAGCUACUCCUCAGUCCCUUUGCGCCCUUCAUGCAGUGGACCAGAGUGUGCUGCUAAUGAAGCCUGAAGCUGAGCUCUCCCCUCAAUCAGUCUAUAGUUUGUUACCGGUAAAGAAUGACUUGAACAGUCCGCAUACAGGUUUCAUUCAUGUCAACCCUGCAGAAUGCACAGUUGCAAAAGACAUCAUUCACAACGGAAUGCUUUACACACCAAAGCAACCUCUGGAUGAUAAUGUUUACAGUAUGUUUGAGUCUGCAGGAUUAAAUAUUUUUACCAACUCAAAAAUCAACAAACCAAAUUUUUGUUAUCCGCCUUUGGGGGGGGUUGUACCAGGUGGAUUUGCAGGGGUUCCAGGAAGUGCAUUUGCAGGGGUUCCACCAGUCUUACCUGUAGGAGCUGCUGGUAUCAGUCAGCCAAUGAUGAUCACAGAAGUUGUAAAAGAGACAGUCCGGAAUUACUUCCCUGAGACCUGGAUCUGGGACUUGGUGCCACUCUCUUUAUCAGGUAGCAGUGAGUUGGCAAUAAAGGUCCCUGACACCAUCACGGAGUGGAAGGCCAGUGCACUCUGCUUGUCUGGAACAACAGGGCUUGGCCUCUCCCCCAUCAUGUCUCUUCGAGUCUUCCAGCCCUUCUUCCUAGAGCUCACCCUCCCCUACUCCGUGGUGCGAGGAGAAGCCUUUACACUCAAAGCCACUGUGUUCAACUACUUGUCCCACUGCAUUCGGGUCAGUGUGGAGCUGGAGGACUCUCCUGCCUUCUUGGCUGUCCCAGUAAAGCAGAAUAAAGAAUCUCACUGUGUCUGUGAAAAUGGGCGGAAAACUGUGUCCUGGGCUGUGACCCUCAAGUCACUGGGAAAGGUGAAUUUCACAGCUACUGCGGAAGCCCUGCAGUCUCAGGAAUUGUGCAACAAUGAGGUGCCUCGAGUCCCAAUGCUUAAACAGAAAGAUACGAUAGUCAAGCCCUUACUAGUUGAGCCUGAAGGAAUAGAAAAGGAGGAAACUUUCAACACACUUCUCUGUGCAGUAGAAACUGGAGUACCUGAAAAGCUGUCACUGAAAGUUCCUUCAAAUGUGGUUGAAGGAUCUGCCAGAGCAACAUAUUCGGUCUUGGGUGAUAUACUAGGAUCUGCAAUGAAAAACCUUCAGAAUCUUCUCCAGAUGCCCUAUGGUUGUGGAGAGCAGAAUAUGAUUCUUUUUGUCCCUAACAUCUAUGUUUUGAACUAUCUGAGUGAGACACGACAGCUGACAGAGAAUAUCAAGUCUAAAGCCAUCAGCCACCUCAUCAGUGGGUACCAAAGACAGUUGAAUUAUAAGCAUAACGAUGGUUCAUACAGCACCUUUGGGGAUCGUGGAGGUACAAGUCAAGGAAACACUUGGCUCACUGCAUUUGUGCUUAAGUCCUUUUCUCAAGCCCGGUCAUACAUCUUUGUGGAGGACUCACACAUCACCAGUUCCUUCCUCUGGCUCUCACAGAGGCAAAAGAGAAAUGGCUGUUUCCUACGCUCUGGAUCACUGUUAAACAAUGCGAUUAAGGGUGGAGUAGAUGAUGAGGUGACGCUCUCUGCCUACAUCACCAUUGCUCUGCUGGAGAUGCGACUGCCUGUCACUCACCCAAUUGUCCACAGUGCUCUAGUCUGCCUGGAAUGGGCAUGGGCAUCCAUUUCAGAAGCCCAAGAAAGUCUUGUCUAUACCAAGGCAUUAUUGGCCUAUGCCUUUGCCCUAGCAGGAAAUCAGGCCAAGCGAAGAGAACUGCUUCAAUCACUGGACAAAGAGGCUGUGAAAGAAGAGGACUCAAUCCAUUGGGAACGUCCUGGGAAACUUCAAGAAGUUAAAGCAUUCUCUUAUCAACCCCGGGCUCCUUCUGCUGAAGUGGAGAUGACAUCCUACUUGCUCCUUGCCUAUCUUACCGCCUACCCUACCCCAUCUUCAGAAGAUCUGUCUAAAGCCUCACGUAUUGUGAAAUGGAUCACCAAGCAACAAAACCCCAAUGGGGGCUUCUCUUCCACUCAGGACACAGUAGUGGCUCUUCAAGCCCUCUCCAAAUAUGGAGCAGCAACUUUCUCUAAAAGGGAGAAAGCAGCCAUAGUCACUGUCAAGUCUUCAGAGACCUUCUCAGAAGAAUUUCAAGUAGAUGAUUCCAAUCGCCUAUUGCUGCAAGAGGUUGCAUUGCCAGAGGUUCCAGGGGAGUACAGCACAACAGUGUCAGGGUCAGGAUGUGUGUAUCUUCAGACAUCCCUGAGAUAUAACAUCCUGCCCAAGAAAGAAGGGAAACUUCCCUUCACUCUGAAUGUUGAUACUGUCCCCAAGAACUGCGAUGGAGUAGACGCCCACAGGAAAUUCCAGAUUCACGUCAACAUUAGUUAUACGGGGGAACGACCCAGCUCUAACAUGGUCAUUGUUGAUGUAAAGAUGAUAUCUGGCUUCAUACCUGUGAAACCAUCAGUGAAAAAGCUCCAAGAAAUGCCUCAGAUAAAAAGGACUGAAGUGAGCACCAACCAUGUCCUGAUCUACUUUGAAGAGCUAACCAAACAAGUCCUGAGUUUCUCCUUCUCGGUUCAUCAAGACAUCCAAAUAAAGAAUUUAAAACCAGCUGCAGUAAAAAUUUACGAUUAUUAUGAGACAGAGGAAUUCACCAUUGAAGAGUACAGUGCUCCAUGCAGUGCUGGUACUGAAAUAUAUGAGCAAUUAUCCACAAAGCUCCUAGUAAAUGUGGUCAAAGGAUCUGCCAGAGCCUCUUUCUCAGUUUUGGGUGACAUACUAAGUUCUGCUAUACAGACCCUCCAGAUGUCCAAUGGCUGUGGAGAACAAAACACAGCCCUUUUUGCUCCUAGCAUCUAUGUCUUGAACUAUCUGAAUGAAACCCAACAGUUGACUUUGGAGAUCAAGUCUAAGGCCAUUGGCUAUCUCAUCAGUGGGUUCCAGAGACAGCUGAACUACAAACAUCAAGAUGGUUCCACAUUUGGGGAGCAAUAUAACAGGAACCAGGACAGCACUUGGCUCACAGCCUUUGUACUAAGACUUUUUGCCCAGGCUAGAGCCUACAUCUUCAUUGAUGAAGGACACCUGGCCCUCACCUGGCUCUCUGAAAUGCAGAAGGACAAUGGUUGUUUCAGGAACUCUGGGUCAUUGCUCAACAAUGACAUUAAGGGCUGAGUAGAAGAUGAAUUGACCUCUGUCUACAUGACUGUUGCUUUUCUGGAGAGUACUCAUCCAGUCACUCACCCUCUUGUUCAAAUGACCCUACUCUGCCUGGAGUCUGCCUACAUAACAAAAGAGGGAACCCAUGAGAGCCAUGGCUACACCAAGGCAUUGUUAGCCUAGGCUUCUGCCCUAGCAAGACACCAAGAUAGGAGGAGAGAAAUACUGAACUCUUUGGAGGAAGCUGUGAAAGAAGACAACACAGUCCACUGGGAGUGACCUCAAACAAGGAGAUCAGAAGGGUAUUUUGACCUACCCUGUUCUCCCUCCGCUGAGAUGGAGAUGACGUCCUAUGUGCUUCUUGCUUAUCUCACAGCCCAGCCUGCCCCAAGCUUAAACGGCCUGACUUCUGCAUCACACAUUGUGAAAUGGGUCACAAAGGAACAGAAUUCCUAUGAGGGCUUCUCCUCCACCCAGGACACAGUGGUGGCUCUCCGUGCCCCGUCUAGAUAUGGAGCAGCAACUUUCCCCAGGACAUGGAAAACUGCACAAGGGACAAUUCAUGAUUCACAGAUCUUUUCCACAAAACUCCAAGUGGACAGCAACAGCCUCCUGGUAAUGCAGCAGGUCUCAUUGCCAGAGCUGCCUGGGAAAUAUGCCAUAACAGUGAAAUGUGUGUAUCUACAGACAUCCAUGAAAUAUAAUAUCCUUCUAUUUGCUGUGAAGAUACAAACUCUGCCCCAAACCUGUGGUGGACCCACCCAUACCAACUUCCCGAUCUCACUGAAUGUCAGUUACAGAGAGAACUGUCCUGUCUCUAAUAUGGUGAUUGUUGAUGUAAAAGUGGUAUUUGGUUUUAUUCCCUUAAAACCAACAGUAAAAAUGCUUGAAAGUUUUAGCCACAUGAGAACAGAAGUGAGCAAUAAUUGUGUCAUCAUUAAUGUGGAACAGGUGAGAGUUCUGGCAUUUGGGCUGAGACUAUACACAUAUUGGUCUUUCUAA